CAAAAACAUCGCGUUGACUUGAUGACAGUUUCGAUUUUUGAGGUUAAGUUGUUUUUUGUAAUAAUAAGACAUAAAAUAUCUGAUUAUCACUCGUAAAUAACAUAGUUUAAGCAAAUAACAUGGAAGCUGCUACUCUUCCAAAAAAGAAAAACACUAUCAGUAAAGGAAAACUAAAGAAAAGUAUAAAGAAUGUUUUAUGUAGGCCCGAUCCAGUGUUUUGGCCAGAGAUAACCGACGACGAGGGAAAGAGACUUGAAUCUACAUUGAAAAAACAUAAAAUAGACAUCCCAGAGUUCAAAAAACCUCAUUGGAAAACAUUAAAACAAAUUCCUAAGGAGAAACGUCCAAAACCACCACAGCUUAAAAAAGUUGAUGGUCUUCUACUUGGCAUAAGAGAAUGUACUGAAGCUGUUCAAAACAAAGAAUGUGCAGCUAUCAUCAUAGAAGCUAAAAUAAACCCAAGAAUGAUAAUAAAACCUAUAUUAGAAAUGUGCAGAACAAAAGAUAUACCUGUUCUAUGUCUUAAUGACUUGAGGAAUGUAACUAGAUUAUAUUUUGGUGUACCAACAAGUUGCUUAGGUAUAAAAUGCAACAGCCUAUCAGAUGUUACUAAAAUAAUAGUUGAUUUAGCUAAAAAUCAUCCAAAACCUAAACUGAGCAAUGAUCUUAAGAAAGCUAAUAAGAUUGAAGUAGAAAAUAAAGGAAUAGUCGAGAAAAUGGACAUAGAAGUUUUGAAAACCAGUGAAGUAACUACCUUUCAAUAUUUGUAUAGAGCUAGUAAGAAAAAUCGAGUAUUUGUGCCAAAUGCUUCUGAAAAUGUUAAGCAACCUAAUAAAUUCAUAGGACAAGACUUUAUAGAAUUCUCUGAAAAACCAAAACAAAAGGACAGUAAAGCGUACAUGAAAAUGAUAUUGAAGAGGAUAUCGAAUAAUCCUGAUAGGGUGAAAAAGAAAUAAAUAAUUCUACUAAUAAAAGAGAUGAUUUAUUUUAUAAUUUUAAUAUUAAUAACUAUAAUGUCACAAUAGACACAUAAUGUUAAACAUUCCACAAGGAAUGUAUUUCAGCAAUCAGAAAUGUUUGGGAUGACCUUUAAUGUUAUGCAAAUAAAUUGAAGCAAUCCCUUAACACUUCUCAUUACUAUCAAAUUUUACCUUAAACCUUUUCCUAACAGCAAUCUUGUCACACAUUUAGUUUGUUUCAUAACUUGUAAUCAAAAUAUACUUAUGAUCCUUUGUAGUCAAAGGUUUCAGGUGAAAUUUGAUUAACUAAUUAUAAUAUCAUGCCAUACUCCAUAAAAUGAAUCUAUACAAAUCUAACAACUAUCAUUCUAUGAAGUACAGCAUGGAGAGUAGAUAUAUGUAUCUUACAUUUUCAAUUUAUGCAUUGCAUUUAAGUUUUUAACAGUUCAAUUUAAUAAAAAUCAAACAACAGAUUUGUUCAAUGUCAAACCUACAAUAAUGACUAAAUUAGUCAAUUAUAGCUGGCCAUUGCUUACACCUAAACUUAACCUAAACAAGAUAGUAAACAAUAAUGUCAAGAGGUUCUAGAUGUGCCCUCAAGUACUUGAAUGUAGCCAUAACCAUGGUGCAAUUUAAUCUAAGUACAUUCAUAUGACAACAAAUUGUGAUAACAUGCAUUUUAAUACAAAAUCAUCAUAACUUUAUCUAAAUAAACUUUGUAAAGAUUAUUAUGUAUAUUUAUGCACAAUGUCAUAAACUAUAUAAGUAUCAAAAUAAUAAUUGGUACAUGGUACCAAAUAAUGAUUUAAAUAUGAUCACAUUUUUAGCUAUUUAAAUCGAUAUUAUUAAAUUAUGUAGUAAGUCGUCUUAACUUACCAUAAUAACAUAUAACAUUUUUAAUAGACUAUAUAAUAAAUUGUGAAAUUAUUCACUGGAAGAAUACAGGAAUGAAAAUAAAAAGGAAAAAGAUAGCAUUCUAGUCAAACAGAAAUUAUUCAACUGUACAUAAAGUAUGUAUUUGUACAUCUCUAGAAACUAUUUAAUAAUAAUUAUUAAAUAUCAGCAUACACUUCUCAGAAGCGUAUGUCAGAAAUCAUAGAAUAUGUACAAAAAUAAAUGCCUAUUUUUCAGUAACAGU
Molecule: messenger RNA, 2097 nt
Organism: Helicoverpa armigera (cotton bollworm)
Lineage: Eukaryota; Metazoa; Arthropoda; Insecta; Lepidoptera; Noctuidae
Exons: 3
Coding region: 120-956 (278 amino acids)
Source: RefSeq, a predicted model, not a curated record